Drosophila virilis is the source of this 1125-nucleotide messenger RNA. It is a transcript of the gene Tsp42Ea, whose product is annotated as Tetraspanin 42Ea. NCBI's taxonomy places the organism in Eukaryota, Metazoa, Arthropoda, Insecta, Diptera, Drosophilidae. The record is from RefSeq and is a predicted model, not a curated record. Gene Ontology annotation, cellular component: plasma membrane.
GCGUCUGUGAGAGCGACCCCAAGCGAACGGCAUGAAGCAACAGGCGGUUGUUGUCGCCGUCGAUCUCAGUCUGUAACGACAACGGCAACAGUUCAUAACGUAGCGCGCGCAAAACCAAAUACACAACUCGAAAAUAAAACGGAAAAUUAUACGCUCAAGUUGCAGUUCUUCAGCCGUCCCAACGAAUCUCAAACUCAAUCAAAAUGAGCUGCGGAAUCUCUAUGGUCAAAUAUAUACUAUUUAUAUUCAAUUUGCUGUGCUCGAUAUGCGGCAUCUUGUUGAUUGUAUUUGGCGCCCUGCUGUUCAGCAACAUCCACAACAUCGAUGACUUCGCCGAGGCGCUGCGCACCCAACAGGUGCCCAUUACGAUGAUUGUCCUCGGCACGGUGAUAUUGCUGAUCUCCUGGUUUGGCUGCUGUGGCGCCAUACGCGAAUCCUACUGCAUGUCCAUGACGUACUCCAUUUUGCUGUUUGUGCUGAUGAUUGGCCAGCUGGCGCUGGUCGUCUAUAUGUGGCUGCAAAAGGACAAGUAUCUGGUGAUUAUGGGCGAUGUCGUUGAGAAGGCCUGGGAGCGUCGCACACGCCGUGCCGACUACAUGGAUGCCAUACAGAUAAGCAUGGAGUGCUGCGGACGCAGCAGCUUUGCGGACUAUGCGUUCCAGGGCUAUUUCCCGCCCUCGUGCUGCAAGGACACCAACAAUUGCCGUCAGGAGACCGUCUAUCGUCGCGGCUGCAAGCAGGCCUUUGUCGAGUUCUGGGACAGAAACAGCGACAUUAUCAAAUACACUGGCCUGGUCAUUGCCGCCAUUGAGUUUGUGGGCUUUGUGUUUGCCUGCUGUUUGGCGAACAGCAUUCGAAACUAUCGACGCCGAGCGGACUAUUAAUGGGCUCCACCUGGGAUAACUGGCCAGCAUAGGGCUUUGAGGCCUUACUAAUUUUAAUGCAAACCGAAAGUACGAAUUAUGUUGCCCAAUUUUAUACAAAUCAUGCACCUACUUAUUAGUUGAUAUGAUUCAGUUGGCCAUUUCAGUAAGGAUAUCGAGUCUCACAUAUUUUUUGUUGUUCUUUUAAUUACGCACCUUGACAAUAUCUAUUGAAAAUUAUAUUCAUAAUCUUUGCACUGUU